Molecule: messenger RNA, 5968 nt
Organism: Hippocampus zosterae (dwarf seahorse)
Lineage: Eukaryota; Metazoa; Chordata; Actinopteri; Syngnathiformes; Syngnathidae
Product: serine/threonine-protein kinase 32C-like
Exons: 12
Coding region: 360-1691 (443 amino acids)
Biological process (GO): regulation of signal transduction; protein phosphorylation; G protein-coupled receptor signaling pathway
Molecular function (GO): G protein-coupled receptor kinase activity; ATP binding; G protein-coupled receptor binding
Source: RefSeq, a predicted model, not a curated record
UAACUCAGCUCUCCGUCGGAGCCGGAGAGGAUCGAGUAAAGUCCGAGUGGUUCCUCUCAGAUUACGGAAGACAACCGAAUACAAUUGGCUAGACUAUCGUGGCCGUGGAACUUGCUUGAACACAUUUUCACGCCACCGCCGUUGCUCCCUUCUUUCUAGACAACAAAACGACGUAAACUCGCUCUGCAUCUACAUCAAAUAAUAGUAACAGUAGCGGUGUAAAUAAUAAUUUAAAAAAAUGAACAAAGGAUUGGGUUUGCGUGAAAUGUGUAACCAAAUUCCUCCUGUUUAGCGUUUAGAGUCUCCCACUCUGAAGUGUAGUUUCCCUUCACGAAGCGAGGAAUGCUAUCUGGGCAUCAAUGUUUCACUGGGGAAAGUGGAAGAAGAGGAUGGGAGCCAAUAGUUCUUCAAAGAGACCCGUUUUUGACGAAAAGGAAGAUGUGAACUUUGACCACUUUCAGAUAUUGCGGGCGAUUGGGAAGGGCAGCUUUGGAAAGGUAUGCAUCGUGCAAAAGAGGGACACGGAGAAGAUGUACGCCAUGAAAUACAUGAACAAACAACAAUGUAUAGAAAGAGAUGAGGUCCGAAACGUCUUUAGAGAGCUUGAGAUUCUCCAGGAAAUUGAACAUGUUUUUUUAGUAAAUCUCUGGUACUCAUUCCAGGAUGAGGAGGACAUGUUCAUGGUGGUGGAUCUGCUCCUUGGAGGGGACCUUCGUUACCACUUGCAGCAAAGUGUCUCAUUCAGCGAGGAUGCUGUUAAACUUUACCUCUGUGAGAUGACACUUGCACUGGACUACCUGCAAAGCCAGCACAUCAUCCACAGAGAUGUCAAACCAGACAACAUUCUAUUGGAUGAGCAAGGCCAUGCUCAUUUGACAGACUUCAACAUAGCGACAAUAAUAAAGGAUGGAGAGCGAGCAACGGCCUUAGCUGGAACCAAGCCAUACAUGGCUCCAGAGAUCUUUCAAUCCUUUAUGAAUGGAGGGAUGGGCUACGCAUUUGAAGUAGACUGGUGGUCAUUAGGGGUGACAGUCUUCGAAGUUCUGCGGGGAUGGAGGCCCUAUGAAAUACAUGCCAGUAACUCUCUGGAGUCUCUAAUCCAGCUCUUCAGCACAGUCAGUGUCCAGUACAGCCCGGCCUGGCCCAAAGACCUUGUUUCUCUCUUGAGAAAGCUACUUACAGUGAACCCUGAGCAUCGAUUCUCCAGCCUGUCUGACAUGCAGAAUUCUCCCUACCUCGCUGACAUCAACUGGGAUGCCAUUUAUGAAAAAAAGAUGGACGCUGGAUUUGUUCCUAAUAAAGGUCGCCUUCACUGCGACCCCACCUUUGAGCUGGAGGAGAUGAUUUUGGAAUCACGUCCCCUUCACAAGAAGAAGAAAAGACUAGCAAAGAACCGGUCCAGGGACAACAGCAAAGAUUCACAGUCUGAAAAUGACUAUCUACAGGAGUGCCUUGAAGCAGUGCAGCAAGAAUUCAUGAUUUUCAACCGAGAGAAGUUGAAAAAGCGUCAAGAAGAGGGUCAUAGCGAGGCUGGUGGAGAUGAUGCCAGCGGGGAUGGCGAUGCGGAGGCUGGCGGUACUGACGACGACGCGGCCGAGCCUGAACCGGAACAGGAACCCGAGCCAGAGCCCGAAUCCUCUUCCAAACUGAGCAUGUGUGGCUCGGUGUGCUCCUCCCCUGGCAGCUGCUAGUGCAGUGCCACAUCAGCUCAUGGAACAGAUGCACUGCAGGACCCAAUUAAUUUUAUUCUGUAGCUCCCUUCCCCGGUAAGGCAAGAAUGAAGCAGAUUCUCCACCGUCUUGUCCGUCCUUCACAAUGCUCCAACUUCUAUGCAAUGUUACACUUCAUUCACAGCAUGACAGAGUAUCACAUGCUAGGAGGUGAAGCAAAAUGCUCUGCAAAUCUGAUGCCAUCCUCAGCAAUAGCUGUUCCUGAUAUUUUGGUGGCUUUGGUGGUUUUAGUAGAGAUGCUUUCCCUCGCCGCCUCUUCAAAAUGAGCCUAGGAUGACUGAAUUAUUCAACGUGCACAGACAGUUUUACAGUUUUAGCUUGUCUCUGCUUCACUCCUCCCCACAGCUUCUCUAAUGUGACGAAUGCCCUAAUUCAAAGCGAUUGUUUUUUUUUUUCAAGAUGUCCUGGUGUGCUCCUAUUGCCGCACCUUCAUAAAGUCAUUCACAUUUAUGCAACAGCGACCAACUUAAUAUUAUUUGCAUUAUUCACAUUUAAACCAUACAUCGAAUAGACGCAGUGUGUCAGAUGUUGUAUAAACUCUGACUUAAGGUAUGUCACAUUUAGGAGUAAAUGUCAAGAAGCUGGAAAUUAGAUUUGCUUCUCAAAAUGUUCUCUUUUUGUUCAGCAAAUGCUCUGGAAAUAGCCAGUGAAAAUUGCCUUCCUGCAGUGCUCAUCCUGGGGAUCGAACUGACUGGCUGUCAGCAUUUCAAAUAGUUUUCACAAUCAAGUCCAAUAAUUGCCAUUUUGGUACGUUUAAGGCGAGACCAUUACUCUCGGUUUAAACACAUGGGAACUUGUAGCAAUGAUCCAACUUAAAGCUCGUCACAAAAUGAAAAACAUGUAAAUAGCGUAACUGGUAGGUAAAUAACGUCACCACAGUUUUAUGUGGGGCUGCAAACUCGACACAUUUAAUUAAACUCAACUAAAGAAAGAAGCUUGUGGAGUGAAUCCUUCGCAUUGCUUCAUUCUGCUCUUCGCUCCAAGUGUGCAGGCACAUCUUGUAGGCAACAUAGGCCAAAGCUUUUCUACCAUUUGCAUAACCAUUUCUAAGGAAGUAUGUGAAUGUACGUGUCUCUCUUCUUUCUGUAUGGCAUGGAUAGUCCACUGUAUAGUCAUAUUGUCAAUAUGUAGAAACUCUCAGAAUUCAGGUACCGGUAAGAAGGGAAUUUGAUGACAUGUAAAAGUGCUGAUUUGGUCUGGGAGCUGGAUAACUUAAUUUAGCUCUGGUAUGACCUAAAAGCUUGCAGUCAGCUGUCAACCUACUCCUACUUUUGAUGUCAUCCAGAGGCACUUGUGUCGAAAAGUUGACGCAAGAGAUUAAAAUUGUCUUAUAUAUAUCGGUCAUAAAUUAAGCGUAUUUACUAUUUUUAGCAAUCGUGUGGGACAUUUAUUAAUGUUUGAACAAGAAGAAAGCUUUGCUAAGCGAGGCUAAUCAACUUUUGAAAACAGAAUAUCUUACAGUGGUACCUCUUUGGUCAAACACAAUUCUAAACAGUAUGUCAACUUCUGAAUUGUUUGGAUUUCAUUAAGUAAUCCAAGUAAAUCAGCUGUACAGCUGUGAAAAUAUGUGCCGGGCUGUAAUUCAAAAAACAAGAGGAUACUCUUUAAAACACUCUUUGACAAGGGGCAAAAGUUACGUUGCUAAUGCAACCAGUAUCAGUCAGCAAGCGCCGUCUCAAUAUAUUGCCACGCAGCUGAAGAAGACGCGUUUCGUUGCCACCACUCUUUCAAUAUUUUUCAUUCGUGACCUAGAAGUGUUUCUCAUGCAAAUUUCCACUGUAAUUAUGACAUUUCAGAGUUAUGAAUGCACACUGUGGUGUGAGGAUACACUGUCGCUUGGCCCAAGGCAGCACGCUCAGUUACUGCGGUAGUAUAUUGUUAUUUUAUGGCCUUGAAGUGUUUAAAACAUAAAUAAAUAAUAUAUUUACUGUAACACAUUAGCGACAGAACUUUCUUCAAAUUUCAAGGACCCCCCCUGUAUCUAAUUUCACAAGAUUUUGACUUCACUUCCAUCUUACUUGGCCGCAUAACAUGCAGUUAAUUCUUUGACGCUUGCUGAACGGAGUUCUUUGAGUAUGCUGGUGUUUGACCCGACAUUCUUUUUGAGCCAAGUUCACCCAUGUCUUGUAAUUAAUUGAUUAAUUUGAAUCAAUAAAUGAAUGAAAAAGUCUAACUGUGGGGUGUGUGAAUAUUGGGGUUCUAACGUAAUUUUGUCCCUUUAAAAUAGUCAGCAUGUGUUUUUCCCCACACGGUUUAAUUCGAAUGACUGGAUUACCAACAUUGAAACGUAGCAUCCUUCAAGUCUGUCAUAUACUCUCUUUAUUUUUAUUUUACAUUAUUAUAAAUAUAUUAUGAUUAUUGUUAUUAUGUUUUGCAUGUUGUGUGGUAUAAGCUUGGUUUUGCCAAAGCCUGGAGCUUCAGCUUGAAUGGCUGAUUUGUGCAUGCACAAGCUAUUGAUGAUAGCAUACCUCAAUGCUCACACCAUUGUUGAUUCCAAGUGCAACUUGCCUGCGUGUCUGUUUUUGGACGUUUAUCUGUACUGAGACGCCUAAACCUGGUGUUCUCCAGACGCCAUGGUGUUGUUGUAUGGUCUGAAUUACAUUCUACGAUCCUGUAAGGUUGUCUUGAUAUUCUUAAUGUUGCCAUAGCAAGAAUGAUUUUGUUUUCUCCAGGACUCCCCGUACAGUCGAUUACUUGCCAUGAUGGUGACUACAGUUUGACAGUAGUAGUAAACAUACAUUUGUUGCCAAGCUGUAGGACAUGAAAGAAACCAAGCCCACGCGCUAUACACAAAUGCGGUUGCAUUUCAGAGAACCUCCGUUUAUCGCGGGGCAUAUGUUCAGAUGACGUCAUAUAAAAAAUGGUUUUAUAUAGUUUUACACCGAGCACACGCUUUCAACAAUUUGAACAUGUUAGUUGGCACAUUUUAAACGGAUGUUAAAUGUGUUUGAACACAAUAAUUUGCAAGCAUAACCUGUGUUAAAAGAAUACUGUGCAGUAUUGAAAAGUGUGACGUGCUGUGGAUAUGCCAAGAGAGUACUGUAGUUGUGUCCAAGGGAGUUCCAUAGCCAGUUGAGAGUAAACACCAAACUAAGUAACUUCCUUCAUGAAGCAUAAAGUAGUUUUAUCUUCUCCUGAUCGAUCAGGAUCUUACUUCAUCUGACUCUCAGAAACCUUCAACGAUGCAGGAUGGUCAUGGAUUAAAAAACAUUUUUUUAUUGAUUUAUUUCAAACUACAUAUUAUUUUUAUGUUUUCAAGACUGUACAGGACUGAUCCAUCCAUCCGUUUUCUGCACCGCUUAUUCUCACGAGGGUUGCAAGCGUGCGGGCUUAUCCCAGCCGUCUUUUGUAUUGAUGGAAAAAGAAGUCAACCCCUGCAGCCUCAAGUACUACACGUCAACGCCAAACGAUACCGAUAGAUUUGCCAAUCGUGCCUACUCCACAUGAGAGGUGUCUUGUCUUGUCCUCCAAUAUUAUUGCACUUCAAUGUAGGUGAACAGACGUUGCGAUGGCGAUUAGAACGACACUCCUCUGAUCAGACCUACCAUCAAAAUGCGUUCAAUGCAUUAAUCUAGUGUUCAAUUACUUCAUAUUCUUGCUUCGAUGUUCAAAUAUCAAGGCUCGUGCACUUUCUGGGUGAGUUGUUUGAGGGGUUCCUUUCACUUCCUUCUGCACAGAAGAAAAUAUUGCAUAUGGAGGGGGGGUGUCUGAAAACGGUCAACACGCCAUUGAAAUAAGAUGCAUCACAGGCCUGUGCGCAUUAUGCUGUUUGCCAAUUGUUUUUCAAUGGAUAAUUGAUUUUCACAAUUAGGUGUGGCUUGCAAUGCUAAUCUGUUUUGUUUUUCGAUAACAGUGAUCAUUCCGAGAUGGACAUUGCUUGCUUACCCUCCUGACGUGUUCCUUUCAAGUGUUAAUGUUUGGAUGCUCUUCGGUGUUUUCAAAGCCUUCUGUGCUCGUAUAUGACCAGCAAAGCAUGUCUCCUAAUCAGCCGUGGUCUAAUUCGACGCCCUCAAGGUAUGCAAAAGGGUACAUGUUAUAACUCUGUCGAUUACAGUUUAGAAGUCGGUACCCUGUUACCAUUAAAUUAAGACAAUGAAAUUUGUUUCUCCUUUCCUCCAUGUAAUUCUUGUGCAACAGGAUUUUUAUGAGGUAAACGAUGAAAAGCCUUGUACUGUAAACUUACUGAAACUGCUUUUGUGUUCAUAACAUGCUGCUUCAAAUAAAUCUCCUUCCCAGAA